GGCGGCCGCCAGUCCGAGGCAGGUGCCCGACAUGGCGAGUGCGGGGCUGCCCGGCGCAUCCCUGUGCGGCGCGGAGGAGGCGGCGGCGGCGGCGGCGGCGGCGGGAGCGGGAGAGACGCCCUCCGGGCUGCGGCUGCGCCUGCUGCUGCUGCUCCUGGGGGCCGCGGCCCUCAUCCCCGCAGGUGAUGGACAGAAUUUAGUCACAGAAGACGUGACGGUGGUGGAGGGAGAAGUCGCCACCAUAAGUUGCCGAGUCAAGGACAGCGACGACUCCGUGAUUCAGCUCCUCAACCCCAACCGACAGACCAUUUAUUUCAGAGACUUCAGGCCGCUCAAGGACAGCCGAUUUCAGCUGGUGAAUUUCUCCAACAGCGAACUGCGAGUGUCGUUGACCAACGUCUCCGUGUCCGACGAAGGAAAGUACUUCUGCCAGCUGUACACGGACCCCCCCCAGGAAAUCUAUACCACCAUCACAGUCCUUGUCCCGCCCCGGAACUUGAUCAUCGACAUCCAGAAGGACACGGCGGUGGAGGGCGAGGAGAUCGAGGUGAACUGCACAGCCAUGGCCAGCAAACCUGCCACCACCCUCCGAUGGUUCAAAGGAAACAAGGAGCUGACCGGCAAGUCGGAGGUGGAGGAAUGGUCAGACAUGUACACCGUGACCAGCCAGCUCAUGCUGACAGUGGACAAGGAGGACGACGGCGUCCCGAUCAUCUGCCUGGUGGAUCACCCCGCCGUUAAAGACAUGCAGACGCAGCGCUACCUGGAAGUGCAGUAUAAGCCCCAGGUGCACAUCCAGUUGAUGAACCCGCUCCAGGGCCCAAACCGGGAAGGAGAGGCACUCGAGCUGACGUGUGAUGUCAUCGGGAAGCCCCCGCCUGUGAUGGUGUCUUGGGUGAGAGUAGAUGACGAUCUGCCUCAGCACGCUGUAGUGUCGGGGCCCAACCUGGUCAUUAACAAUCUCAACAAAACAGAUAACGGAACCUACCGCUGCCAGGCGUCCAACGUAGUGGGGACCUCUCAUUCGGAUUACACGCUCUUUGUAUACGAUCCCCCCACAACUCUCCCUCCCACCACCACCACCACAACCACCACCACCACCACCACCCCUAUCAUCGCCACAGACACAUCAGCGACGACUGAGUCAGCAGCUCACGGCCUCACUUGGUUGCCCAAUUCCGCGGAAGAACUGGACAGUGAGGAUCGCUCAGAUUCUCGGGCGAGCGACAAUAGCUCCAUCCAGACGGUGGACCACGCGGUGAUCGGCGGCGUCGUGGCCGUGGUGGUGUUCGCCAUGCUGUGCCUGCUCAUCGUCCUCGGCCGGUAUUUCGCCAGGCAUAAAGGCACAUACUUCACUCACGAAGCCAAAGGCGCCGACGACGCUGCGGAUGCAGACACAGCGAUCAUCAACGCAGAAGGAGGACAGAACAACUCGGAAGAAAAGAAAGAGUACUUCAUCUAGGCCGGCUUUUGGGGUCCAGGGGACGCCGAUUGGCACGGUGUAGAUGUUAAAGAGACAGUGAUACUGGAACCCGCGAAAAAGCCGUGGUUUUUGUUUGUUCGUUUGUUUAUUAUUAUUUUUUUUUUAAGAAUGGGUGGAGAGGUGCGAGGCUGGGAGGGGCUGGAAUUUGCUGUGUAAAAAUGUUUGUAAAGUGC
Messenger RNA from Ornithorhynchus anatinus (platypus), 1656 nucleotides. It is a transcript of the gene CADM1, whose product is annotated as cell adhesion molecule 1. Gene Ontology annotation, cellular component: neuron projection; plasma membrane; synapse. The transcript is spliced from 12 exons. Lineage: Eukaryota; Metazoa; Chordata; Mammalia; Monotremata; Ornithorhynchidae. Bases 32 to 1462 code for a protein of 476 amino acids. Gene Ontology annotation, molecular function: signaling receptor binding. Gene Ontology annotation, biological process: detection of stimulus; susceptibility to natural killer cell mediated cytotoxicity; cell recognition. The record is from RefSeq and is a predicted model, not a curated record.